Marchantia polymorpha subsp. ruderalis is the source of this 825-nucleotide messenger RNA. Lineage: Eukaryota; Viridiplantae; Streptophyta; Marchantiopsida; Marchantiales; Marchantiaceae. The record is from the annotation of a GenBank genome assembly.
CAUACUUAGGGUUCUCUGCUCGCAGCGCCACUUCUUUUUGGUCUUCAAUCUUCACCAGCUCGACCAUUCCCCGCUGCUGCUGUGUCCACCUCGAGCUUCUGCGGAGCAGAAUCCAGUUCACCCACUGCAAUCAUGUCGGGAAAGAAAAAAGUUAGAGAAGUCAAGGAGGACAAUGUCACCCUUGGUCCAUCUGUAAGGGAAGGAGAGCACGUCUUCGGCGUUGCCCAUAUUUUUGCUUCUUUCAACGAUACCUUCGUCCACGUCAGCGAUCUGUCAGGGAAGGAGACAAUUUGCCGUGUAACAGGCGGUAUGAAGGUGAAGGCCGACCGCGAUGAGUCGUCUCCCUACGCUGCCAUGCUUGCUGCACAAGACGUCGCUGUCAGGUGCAAGGAGUUGGGAAUUACUGCCCUGCACAUCAAGCUCCGUGCCACAGGCGGUAACAAGACCAAGACUCCUGGACCUGGUGCUCAGUCUGCACUCCGAGCCCUUGCUCGUUCUGGCAUGAGAAUUGGACGCAUCGAGGAUGUAACCCCGAUUCCUACAGACAGCACUAGAAGGAAGGGUGGACGACGAGGACGUCGGUUGUGAGUAAUGUGGAUACACGUCACUGCGAUAUCUGCAGUCGCUAGUCAUUAGUGUCACGUUAACGAGAUUCUGCAACAUAGUGCAGAAUAUGAAGGAAAUUUUGCACUAGUGUACCCCUACAAGCAUAUGCAGUGCUCAACACACUGCUGUACAAGAGCCUUAUCAUUUGAUUUGGGGUUGGGCGAUUUCCAACCCUAUGUCAAGAGCUUGAGAAUUUAACUUGAGAGCAUAAUGGAGCAA